This is a messenger RNA of Zeugodacus cucurbitae (melon fly), 2061 nucleotides long. RefSeq names its product putative phosphatidate phosphatase. Gene Ontology annotation, molecular function: phosphatidate phosphatase activity. The transcript is spliced from 8 exons. Bases 446 to 1846 code for a protein of 466 amino acids. Gene Ontology annotation, biological process: phospholipid metabolic process; phospholipid dephosphorylation; signal transduction. The record is from RefSeq and is a predicted model, not a curated record. NCBI's taxonomy places the organism in Eukaryota, Metazoa, Arthropoda, Insecta, Diptera, Tephritidae.
GAAAACGGUCGAAGCAAGCUUACUCUAAGUACAGAAAUUAGGCACUCAUGCAGUUCUCUGCUACUUACUUUACUUCGUCUUAUGAUGGUGUUAUAACUGCGAUUGAAACGUUAUCAGAAGACAAAUUAACUUUAGCUUUUGUGAAAAAUCGAUUGCUUGAUCAUGAAACAAAAAUAAGAAAUGCUGAUAGAGAUACGAGUGUAAAAGUGCUACAAGCCGUAGGAAAAUUUUCACAAAACGUUAACAAAGUUACACCAUACAAUAUUAAAAAUAAAUACAAUCAGAAAUAUUUCAAAAGCAGUUUUAAAAAGAAGUUAAAGUGCCACCAUUGUGGAACAAUAGGUCACAUAAAAAAGACUGCUACACGUAUAAAAAAAGUAUAAAUAAACAAGGUUCGGAAGUAGUUCAAAUUACAACUACGCAGCAGGACAGGGGAUUCGCGUUCAUGAUAGGUGGUGACGGUGUAGCAAGACGUAAAGAUAACACCGUCUCAUUUAUCUUAGAUUCUGGUACUUCUGACCACGUGAUAAUCGAUGACAGCAUGUUUACUGAGUAUAUUGAGUUAGAUCCGCCAGUGGAAAUCGCAGUCGCAAAGUGUGAGAAUUUAUUGUUUUGCCGUGAUAUUCCGGAAAACUUACUUUCUGUAAGAAAGAUGCAAAACUCUGGGAUGACCAUCAAAUUUAAUACGGAAGGUGUCAAAGUUUCUAAAAAUGGUGAAGUAAUUCUUGAAAACAAAGAUAUGAAUAACUAUUCAAGACCGACAAGCAUUUCAGACGCCGCGUUGUUACAACGCCUCGAUAGUUUAAGCAGUAAUAGUGAGCUAUCAUCACCAACAUACCAGACGGGCUUGGGACAAAACACUGUGGCGUAUGCACCGUCGCCAACGAAAGAAAACUCCUCGACAAGACCAUCCUCAACAAUCAAUAUUUCCCAAUAUAAGAACAAUAAUAAUAUCGUAUCUCUGACAGUUAAUGGUUAUUUAAAUGGGAGCGAAAAUACCUCAAGUGCGCCAGUAAAUUCAACAAAAAUGGAUACUAAUAAAAAUGGAGUCCGCAUAAUAUUUUGUCGCAUUUUUUCAGACCUUCUCAUUCUGGGAUGUGUUGGGUUACCAGUAUUGGCAUUCCAUCUUUGGGGCACUUCUUAUAAACGCGGUUUUUUCUGCGACGAUAAGUCUUUGAAACACCCAUACAAUAAAAACACUGUGGACAAUUGGAUGCUAUUUCUGAUGUGUUUCAUAAUUCCUAUCUCAAUUAUCACCACAGUCGAGUUUUUUAUUUCCCACUACAUUAGAACUCGUGGCCUCUGUAAUAUGACCUGCGAGCGUUACUACAUUUGGCGAUUGGAAAUUGCUGACUGGAUUGUGGAAAGUUACAAAAAAAUUGGACUUUUAAUUUUCGGUUCCGGAGUGGGUCAAUUGACUAUGGAUAUUGCCAAGUAUUCAAUCGGUCGUUUGCGGCCACAUUUCUUUGCGGUGUGUGAACCUGUCAUGAUCGAUGGUAGUACGUGCAACGACCCUGUGAAUGCUGAUCGUUAUAUUGAGGAGUACAGGUGCACAGCUGCAUACGCUACGCCGCGUAUGCUGAAGCAAAUGAGCCUAUCCUUCCCCAGCGGUCAUGCGAGUUUUGCCUGCUUAGCUAUGGUAUACGUAACGAUUUACUUAGAGAAACGUAUGACUUGGGAACGCUGCAAAAUGGUGAAACACUUCAUUCAAUUUUUACUCAUCAUGUUCGCUUGGUACACGGGCUUAACACGUAUUUCCGACUAUCAACAUCAUACAACGGAUGUACUUGCCGGGUCUGCAAUUGGAGCGCUGUACGCUAUUGUCUUGACACGAUCAAUGUGGUGACCACAGGUUCAAGUUCUCUUAUCCGAUGGAGCCACCGCCGUAGCCUAUGGAACUAGAAAUUCCUAAUAUUUACCAAAUAUUUUACUAAAUAUUUUUUUUCUUAUAAGGACAUCUCUUUAUUCGAAUUUUCUUUUUCAAUUAUCAAUACUUUAUAUAUGUAUAUAUGUCAGCUUGUGGGAAGGAACUCCGAAUUAAUAAAGAUAAUAAACAAAUUA